AUGAUCAGCAAGAGCAAGACGCGAAAGGCCCGAAAGCGACGUCCCGGACUACGAAGAAGGUCUCACCUCCUGGUGGCGACCGCGAUGUCAGCCAUGAUCGUCGGCAUCGUGGAAAGUAACAGGCUGGUUGAGUUUCCGUCUGGCGUCAUGUGCACGUGGAACGACCUACCGCACCCGGCUCAGUUCGCGGUCAUAUUUCUGAUGCUUGCGCUCCUGUUCGGAGUCCACCAGAUUUUCGGCAAGCUUGACAGCGCCGCGUACGCUCGGCUAUCUCGUGCCGUCAAGAAUUCCACGGGUUCGAUUCGAUACUCUGUAGGGAGCCCCCACGCGGGUUAUUGCGAAUGA
This is a messenger RNA of Ectocarpus siliculosus, 345 nucleotides long. The record is from the annotation of a GenBank genome assembly. Lineage: Eukaryota; Phaeophyceae; Ectocarpales; Ectocarpaceae.